GGCCUAUUCAAACCGACCCUUUCAGCCUCUCUUUCUCAUCAAUUCCUUCGCUUUCACUCCCAAACAACCAAAACCCAGAAUAUCCCAUACCUCACAACCAAAGAUAUUAAUAUAUAUAUAUACAUACAUUUACCUAUAUAUAAUCUUCGACCCAUUUCACGAGGCCAUUUUCCUAUUGUCUGAAUAAUUGACAAAAAGAGUAGUGUAUUUUUUAUUUCUCAUGGAUUGCUUGGUCCUGCCGGUGAGUAUCUUCAGAAAGUGCUACACGGGGGGGUCACGACCGCUAGGCUACCGGCGGUUGACCGACGAUGGGUUCGGCGAGUCGGGGCCGUUGGUGACGGUGGUGGUCGGCAAGGAGAAGAGGGAGUUCUUGGUGGAUCCGUUUGUGUUGGAAGAGAACCCAUUUCGGAUUUUAAUCGAGAUGAUGAAGAAGAAGAAGAAGAAGGAGGAUGAGGUGGAGGAUGUGAAAAGGAGCGAGAAAAGGGUGAUUUUUGUAGAUGUUGAUGCCAUUUUGUUCGAGCACAUGUUGUGGUUGAUGUAUAAUGAUUGUUCUUCUUUGUUUAAGCUGAACCUCAAGGAGAUAAUUGAUUUCUAUGCUCAUGAUUUUUAGAGAAAAAACCCAGAAUUAAGGCAUAGUUUAUACUAUAUAUAUUUAUAUUUAUGUACAUGUCCAUGAAUACAAUAUCAUCUCAUGAUCCCUGCUUUG
Messenger RNA from Corylus avellana, 706 nucleotides. RefSeq lists its product as uncharacterized. Lineage: Eukaryota; Viridiplantae; Streptophyta; Magnoliopsida; Fagales; Betulaceae. The record is from RefSeq and is a predicted model, not a curated record. Gene Ontology annotation, biological process: response to auxin.